AUGUCUGCAGGUGGUGAGCAUCUGAAGGAUGAGGGCAACCGAACUCAGGUGGUGGUCGCCGGUGCCAUUGCAGGGCUCGUUUCGAGGUUCUGCAUCGCACCGCUAGACGUCGUGAAGAUACGACUACAACUUCAGGUCCAUUCCCUCUCCGAUCCUCUAUCGCACCGUGAUGUCAAAGGGCCGAUAUACAAAGGAACAAUUUCCACUCUCGUCGCUAUUGCGCGGCAAGAGGGCAUAACGGGCCUCUGGAAAGGAAACAUCCCCGCUGAAAUCCUCUACAUAUGCUACGGCGGAAUUCAAUUUACGGCAUACCGCAGCGUAACCCAGCUACUACACCUCCUUCCACCACAGCACCGAGCCCCAGCUCCCGUCGAGUCAUUCAUAAGCGGCGCCACAGCAGGUGGAGUAGCAACGGCUUCAACGUACCCGUUUGACCUAUUACGCACCCGUUUCGCAGCCCAGGGGAACGACAAGGUAUACCAUUCCCUCGCCUCUUCGAUACGAGAUAUAUACCGCCAUGAAGGACCCAGUGGGUUUUUCCGUGGUAUCAGUGCCGCUGUUGCACAGGUCGUUCCUUAUAUGGGUCUAUUUUUUGCCGCGUACGAAUCGCUUCGACAACCGAUAAGUUACGUUGAUUUACCUUUUGGGUCUGGAGAUGCUACGGCCGGUAUUAUUGCGAGCGUGAUGGCGAAGACGGGUGUAUUUCCGUUAGAUCUUGUUCGGAAGAGGUUGCAGGUUCAAGGGCCUACGCGGUCGAGGUAUGUGCAUAUGAAUAUACCUGAAUAUCACGGCGUAGUGAGCACUAUCCAGACUAUUGUACGGACGCAGGGCAUCAGAGGGCUGUAUAGGGGUUUGACGGUGAGUUUGAUAAAGGCUGCGCCGACAAGUGCGGUGACUAUGUGGACAUAUGAGAGGGUGAUGGCAGUCUUGAAGGAGCUGGAUUCCGACCGGGACUGA
Molecule: messenger RNA, 957 nt
Organism: Microsporum canis CBS 113480
Lineage: Eukaryota; Fungi; Ascomycota; Eurotiomycetes; Onygenales; Arthrodermataceae
Product: mitochondrial deoxynucleotide carrier
Exons: 4
Coding region: 1-957 (318 amino acids)
Biological process (GO): thiamine pyrophosphate transmembrane transport
Cellular component (GO): mitochondrial inner membrane
Molecular function (GO): thiamine transmembrane transporter activity
Source: RefSeq, a predicted model, not a curated record